Molecule: messenger RNA, 2459 nt
Organism: Corythoichthys intestinalis (scribbled pipefish)
Lineage: Eukaryota; Metazoa; Chordata; Actinopteri; Syngnathiformes; Syngnathidae
Gene: hspa5
Product: heat shock protein 5
Exons: 9
Coding region: 211-2166 (651 amino acids)
Biological process (GO): endoplasmic reticulum unfolded protein response
Cellular component (GO): endoplasmic reticulum chaperone complex; nucleus; endoplasmic reticulum lumen
Molecular function (GO): ATP binding; ATP-dependent protein folding chaperone
Source: RefSeq, a predicted model, not a curated record
ACCAAUUGCUGGCCUCCACGAUUGGGAAGCGCUGACGGUUUUAUAUAGGGGCAACACUCAAUUCAUUCUAUCUCAAAUCUACUGGACAAGAAUACUUACUGAACAACUAGCAAUCGGCGAUCUCCGUAGACUGCGUUCCAAGUGAAUUCUCAAUCCAACGACUAAGAUUUAUUCAUUUUUUCCCAAGGAAUCUUUAGUUAAAAGAGAGCCAUGAUGAAGUUCCUAUGGCUGUUACUGGUGGUGGCUAGCACCGCCUACGGUGACGAUGACGACAAGAGGGAGAAUGUCGGCACUGUCAUUGGUAUCGACUUAGGCACCACCUACUCAUGCGUUGGCGUCUUCAAGAAUGGCCGCGUCGAGAUCAUCGCCAAUGACCAAGGCAACCGCAUCACCCCAUCCUAUGUGGCAUUCACCAGCGAGGGCGAGCGUCUAAUCGGUGAUGCUGCAAAGAACCAGUUGACCUCCAACCCCGAAAACACUGUGUUUGACGCCAAGAGGUUGAUUGGUCGCACAUGGGCCGACUCAUCCGUGCAACAAGACAUCAAAUACCUGCCCUUCCAGGUGAAUGACAAGAAGAGCAAGCCCCACAUUCAAGUUGAUAUUGGCGGUGGUCAGAUGAAAACCUUUGCCCCCGAGGAGAUAUCUGCUAUGGUGCUGACCAAGAUGAAGGAGACAGCUGAGGCAUACCUGGGCAAGAAGGUCACUCAUGCCGUGGUCACUGUUCCUGCCUACUUCAAUGACGCCCAGCGCCAAGCCACUAAAGAUGCCGGUACCAUUGCUGGGCUUAAUGUGAUGAGAAUCAUUAAUGAGCCAACCGCUGCCGCCAUUGCCUAUGGCUUGGACAAGAAGGAUGGCGAGAAGAACAUCCUAGUAUUCGACCUGGGUGGUGGCACCUUCGACGUUUCUCUGCUGACCAUUGAUAACGGCGUGUUUGAGGUGGUGGCCACCAACGGCGACACUCACUUGGGAGGCGAGGACUUCGAUCAACGUGUCAUGGAGCACUUCAUCAAGCUUUACAAGAAGAAGACAGGCAAGGACGUGCGCAAGGACAACCGUGCCGUGCAGAAGCUGCGUCGCGAAGUGGAGAAGGCCAAGCGGGCGCUGUCUGCCCAACACCAGGCCCGCAUCGAGAUCGAGUCCUUCUUUGAGGGCGAGGACUUCUCCGAAACAUUGACCCGUGCCAAGUUUGAGGAGCUCAACAUGGAUCUGUUCCGUUCCACCAUGAAACCCGUGCAAAAAGUGCUGGAGGACUCUGACCUGAAGAAGUCCGACAUUGACGAGAUCGUUUUGGUUGGCGGCUCGACACGUAUCCCCAAAAUCCAGCAGUUAGUGAAGGAGUUCUUCAAUGGCAAGGAGCCCUCCAGAGGCAUCAACCCUGACGAGGCCGUUGCUUACGGUGCCGCCGUACAAGCUGGCGUGCUCUCAGGAGAAGAGGACACCGGUGAUGUGGUUCUGCUGGAUGUGUGCCCUCUUACUCUUGGUAUUGAGACAGUGGGAGGAGUCAUGACCAAGCUGAUCCCCAGAAACACUGUGGUGCCCACUAAGAAGUCUCAGAUCUUCUCCACGGCUUCUGACAACCAGCCUACUGUCACCAUCAAGGUCUACGAAGGUGAGCGUCCUCUGACAAAGGACAACCACCUGCUGGGAACCUUUGACCUGACGGGCAUCCCCCCUGCCCCACGCGGCGUGCCCCAGAUUGAGGUCACCUUUGAAAUUGACGUCAACGGUAUCCUCCGUGUCACGGCCGAAGACAAAGGAACGGGUAACAAGAACAAGAUCACCAUCACUAACGACCAGAACCGCUUAACGCCCGAAGACAUCGAGCGCAUGGUUAACGAUGCAGAGCGUUUCGCCGACGAGGACAAGAAGCUAAAGGAGCGCAUCGACGCCCGCAACGAGCUGGAAAGCUAUGCCUACUCCCUGAAGAACCAGAUUGGGGACAAGGAGAAGCUUGGCGGUAAGCUGUCGGAUGAAGACAAGGAGACCAUCGAGAAGGCGGUGGAGGAGAAGAUUGAGUGGAUGGAGUCACACCAGGAAGCCGAUUUGGAGGACUUCCAGGCCAAGAAGAAGGAGCUAGAAGAGGUAGUGCAACCAAUCAUCACAAAGCUCUACGGCAGCGCGGGCGGCCCGCCACCAGAGGGCGCUGAAGAGAAGGAUGAGUUGUAGACUGCAUGAAAUUUGUAGUCACUCGCCCAUCUUAAAAACAAAAAAAAACAAAAACGUUCAUGUACAUAUUGAACUGGUGGGACUUUAUUAUAAGAGGGAUCUCUGGCCACCCUACUCAUUCUUCUGAAAGACAUUGAAACGAGUUGCAGCUCGUUUAGGUAUUUUCUUCGCUGUUGGGCGGAGAUUUGUCAGCCUGGAUUCUCAAGGCUUUCUGCUGCUGUUCUCAUGCAGUCCUGAUGGGGAUCACGUAGUAAUAGUAGAGUAGUUAAAGGGGGAGGGAGGGUUGGGAGGGC